GAGGAAGAGACAGCGGAGUAAUCAGUAGUGGACAGUGGACACACUCUGUAUACUCUGAUCUCUGUUUAGUGUCGCUUCUCGCUUCACUUCUGAAGCAGUAGCCAUGGCAUUCUCUUCAUCCUUCUCUCCGUCCUAUGGCUUCUCGUUCAGUGCAGUGGCACAGAGUGACAAGAGGAAGAGCUGCAGCUCUCGAUGCCGCCACCAUUUUUCUUCUUUGUCCCACAUUUCGUUCCCUGGUGCUUUUCUUCGACACUAUUCCGCUCCCAGAAUUGGUUGUGUUCCUGUGUGGGGAAAAAGGCAAUCAUGUUAUGCUCAACUCUAUGCUCCAGUUGCAGAUCCUUUGCAGAAAGAACCUGAGGAAAGAACACCACUUCCCAAAGGCAAUAUGUGGUCUAUUCAUAAAUUUGGUGGGACCUGUGUGGGUACCUCCCAAAGAAUUCAGAAUGUUGCAAAUAUAAUUAUUAAUGAUGAUUCAGAUAGGAAAUUGGUGGUUGUAUCUGCAAUGUCAAAGGUGACAGAUAUGAUGUAUGAUCUCAUUUACAAGGCUCAAUCCCGUGAUGAGUCCUACUUAUCAGCACUGGAUGCUGUUUUAGAAAAGCACAAACUAACAGCAAUGAACCUACUUGAUGGAAAUGAUCUUGCUAGUUUCCUAUCACGGUUGCAUCAUGACAUCAGUAACCUCAAAGCAAUGCUUCAUGCAAUUUAUAUAGCUGGUCAUGCCACAGAAUCUUUUUCAGAUUUUGUGGUGGGCCAUGGAGAGUUAUGGUCUGCUCAGAUAUUGUCAUCUGUUGUCAGAAAGCAAGGAGUGGAGUGCAAUUGGAUGGAUACUAGAGAUGUUCUUAUUGUAAAUCCUACCAACUCUAAUCAAGUUGAUCCUGAUAUUUUGGAAUCUGAGAGAAGACUUGAGAGUUGGUUCUCUAAAAAUCCAUCUAGGAUAAUCAUUGCUACUGGUUUCAUAGCCAGUACACCCCAAAAUAUUCCUACAACACUAAAAAGAGAUGGAAGCGACUUCUCUGCAGCUAUAAUGGGAGCUCUAUUCAUGGCCCGUCAGGUUACAAUUUGGACUGAUGUGGAUGGUGUGUAUAGUGCAGACCCCAGAAAAGUUAGCAAGGCUGUGAUAUUGAGAAAAUUGUCAUAUCAGGAGGCCUGGGAAAUGUCAUAUUUUGGGGCAAACGUUUUGCAUCCACGAACCAUUAUCCCAGUAAUGCGAUAUGACAUUCCAAUUGUAAUAAGAAAUAUCUUCAAUCUCUCUGCUCCUGGAACAACUAUUUGCAGGCUUCCUGCUGAUGAAAAUGGAGAUAGUAAGCAAUUGAAGUCUCUUGUUAAAGGAUUUGCAACAAUUGACAAUUUGGCCCUUGUAAAUGUUGAAGGAACUGGAAUGGCUGGUGUUCCUGGUACCGCUGAUGACAUUUUUGGUGCUGUGAAAGAUGUGGGAGCUAACGUUAUAAUGAUAUCCCAGGCUAGUAGUGAGCAUUCUGUCUGCUUUGCUGUGCCUGAGAAAGAAGUAAAUGCUGUUGCUGAGGCUCUGCAGUCUAGGUUUUGUCAAGCAUUGGAUGCUGGGCGUAUUUCACAGAUUGAGGUUAUUCACAACUGUAGCAUUUUGGCAGCAGUUGGCCAGAAAAUGGCAAGUACACCUGGAGUUAGUGCUACUCUUUUCAAUGCAUUGGCAAAGGCUAAUAUAAAUGUUCGGGCUAUAGCUCAAGGCUGCUCUGAAUACAAUAUUACUGUUGUACUUAAGCAAGAAGAUUGCAUAAGAGCUUUAAGAGCUGUUCACUCCAGAUUUUAUCUCUCCAAAACUACAAUAGCAAUGGGCAUUAUUGGACCGGGAUUGAUUGGUUCCACUUUUCUUGACCAGCUCAGAGAUCAGGCAGGGGUAUUGAAGGAAGAAUUUAACAUUGAUUUGUGUGUUAUGGGAAUCACUGGCUCAAGAACAAUGGUUUUGAAUGACUCGGGAAUUGACUUGCCUAGAUGGAGAGAACUUAAAAAAGAGAAGGGAGAAGUGGCCAACUUGGAGAAAUUUGUUCAACAUGUACAUGGGAACCAUUUUAUUCCAAAUACUGUGCUGGUUGACUGUACAGAAGAUUCUAGUGUUGCAAGUCGUUACUACGAGUGGUUGUGUAAAGGAAUUCAUAUAAUCACCCCAAAUAAAAAAGCUAAUUCAGGACCACUUGAUCAGUAUUUGAAAUUGAGAGCACUUCAGAGGCAAUCUUAUACCCAUUAUUUCUAUGAAGCAACUGUUGGAGCUGGUCUCCCAAUCAUCAGCACAUUACAGGGACUCCUUGAAACUGGUGACAAGAUUUUGCGCAUUGAAGGCAUCUUCAGUGGGACUUUGAGUUAUAUUUUCAGCAACUUUAUAGGAACACGAGCUUUUAGCGAGGUGGUGGGAGAAGCAAAAGAAGCUGAUUAUACUGAGCCAGAUCCAAGAGAUGAUUUAUCUGGGACUGAUGUUGCAAGAAAGGUCAUAAUCCUUGCUAGAGAAUGUGGUCUAAAGCUCGAGCUUGAUAAUAUCCCUGUCCAAAGUCUUGUGCCUGAACCAUUAAGAGCUAGUGCUACAGCUGAAGAAUUCAUGCAGCAGCUUCCUCAAUUCGACCAAGACAUGGCAAAGAAUCGACAGGAUGCCGAGGCUGCAGGCGAAGUGCUGAGAUAUGUUGGCGUGGUGGAUGCGGUUAAUAAAACUGGGCUUGUAGAGUUAAGGAGAUACAAAAAUGAUCACCCAUUUGCACAGCUUUCCGGAUCUGAUAACAUCAUUGCUUUCACAACAUCAAGAUACAAGCAACAGCCACUGAUUGUCCGUGGGCCGGGGGCUGGAGCCCAAGUUACAGCUGGUGGAGUAUUUAAUGAUGUAUUACGACUUGCCUCUUAUCUUGGUGCUCCUUCAUAGAUUUAUUUUUUGUAUACCAUUUGAGCCAUCAUCCUAGUGUAUGAUUUGAUUUGUUCAACGCACCCCAUCCUGUGACUUCACGCUGUGCUAAAAAACGAUCUGUGAUGUGUAUGUAAAGUCGUGAAGUUGUUGUUGUGUGUUUUUUUUCUUA
This is a messenger RNA of Nelumbo nucifera (sacred lotus), 3032 nucleotides long. RefSeq names its product bifunctional aspartokinase/homoserine dehydrogenase 2, chloroplastic-like. Lineage: Eukaryota; Viridiplantae; Streptophyta; Magnoliopsida; Proteales; Nelumbonaceae. Gene Ontology annotation, molecular function: homoserine dehydrogenase activity; aspartate kinase activity; NADP binding. The record is from RefSeq and is a predicted model, not a curated record. Gene Ontology annotation, biological process: L-homoserine biosynthetic process; aspartate family amino acid biosynthetic process.